This is a messenger RNA of Gossypium raimondii (Peruvian cotton), 1527 nucleotides long. RefSeq names its product peroxisomal (S)-2-hydroxyacid oxidase GLO4. The record is from RefSeq and is a predicted model, not a curated record. Bases 264 to 1364 code for a protein of 366 amino acids. NCBI's taxonomy places the organism in Eukaryota, Viridiplantae, Streptophyta, Magnoliopsida, Malvales, Malvaceae. The transcript is spliced from 14 exons. Gene Ontology annotation, molecular function: oxidoreductase activity; FMN binding.
GAGAGCCAUGGUCCAAUACUGAAAAAACUGAAUGAAUCGUAAGAGGUUGAGAAAAGGACAUGAGCGGGCUGAGAAAGAAUUAAAAACUAGAUCAUUUUUUUGAGGUGCGUGGAAACUGAAUACGAAUACAGACAAAACUAAUCUUUACUUUUCUUGAGAGAAUCUCAAGAAAAGAGAAAAAUAUUUCUGGAGAAGCUUUCUGCUUCAAGAGAAGCUUCUGCAGGAACAUUGCUCGGAUUCUGGCAAUAAAGGAAACCAGGACAAUGACAGAAGAACCUGUUAAUGUCAAUGAAUUCAGAGAAUUAGCAAGGCAAGCCCUUCCAAAAAUGUACUAUGAUUUCUACACUGGAGGAGCAGAGGAUCAGUACACCUUAAAAGAGAAUGAGGAAGCUUUUAGAAGAAUCAUUAUUCAGCCUAGAAUUCUUAGAAAUGUGAGGAGCAUUGAUUUAUCAACUACAGUGUUGGGUUAUAACAUCUCAAUGCCAGUUAUGAUUGCCCCUACUUCUUUGCAGAAGCUCGCAAACCCUGAAGGAGAGAUCGCAACUGCCAGAGCUGCAUCUGCGUGUAACACGAUAAUGGUUUUAUCCACCUCAUCUACCUACUCAUUGGAGGAAGUAGCAGCCUGCUGCGAUGCUAUUCGCUUCUUCCAACUAUAUGUGUAUAAGAGACGGGAUAUAUCGGCUAAGCUGGUGCAGAGAGCUGAAAAUAAUGGAUAUAAAGCUAUUGUCCUAACUGUCGAUUCUCCAAGACUUGGCAGAAGGGAGGCAGAUGUUAAGAACAAACUGGUUGUACCUCCGCUGAAGAACCUGGAGGGUCUAUUACCAACGAAAUUUGUUUCUGAUGAAAAAGGUUCAGGUUUGGCUGCUCUGGCCAGUGGGACUCUUGAUGCUUCUUUCUGUUGGGAGGACAUCACAUGGUUGAAAUCUAUUACAAACUUGCCAAUUCUGAUCAAAGGGGUGCUCACUCGUGAAGAUGCAAUAAAAGCUUUGGAAGUAGGUGUUGAUGGGAUGAUUGUCUCCAAUCACGGAGGUCGGCAGCUAGAUUAUUCUCCUGCUACAAUUUCUGUUCUAGAAGAGGUAGUUGAUGCUGUUAGAGGAAAAGUUCCAGUUUUGGUUGAUGGAGGAAUACGGCGAGGAACUGAUAUUUUCAAGGCAAUGGCCCUUGGUGCUCAAGCUGUCCUAGUUGGAAGGGCAGUUGUUUAUGGACUAGCAGCAAAAGGGGAAAAAGGAGUGAACCGAGUGCUUGAAAUGCUAAAAGAGGAGCUUGAACUCACAAUGGCUCUGUCUGGUUGUUGUAGCGUGAAGGAAAUUAGUAGGAGCCAUGUGAGGACCAAACAUGAUCAGCAGCUACGCUCAAUGCUUUAAUGUUUACCUACAACCAUAACAUAUUCCCCGUUGAUGGAAGGAUUAUGCCAGUUAUUUUACAGGCACCAAAUAAUUGCAGGCUGCUUCACUGAAACUUGUUUCACUUAAUGCAGUCUAUAUGCCUAAUAACCUGAAAAAAUAAGUAUCCAUUUUUUUUUUCCUA